AUGCAUCGUCGUGGUCGAAUGCUCAACCUUUUUCAAUUCAGAAAUCUCACCCCGGAGGGCCCUGUCGCAAUGGGAAUAUUCCUAAUGGGUGGGAUUGUCCAAGUAAGGGCUACGACUCGGCCACAGAGGUGCCCGAUUCCCAGGGAUUUCCGAGUGAUAUGUCCUUGGACAAAGAUGUUACUCACUCAAUACACGAUUACAAUCGUAUCAAGCUGCCCUAAAAGAAUGCAUACCGAUCAAAUGGAAUCUCUGGCCAUUGUGGACACGCCAACUGAAAUGGAAACAAUCGAGAAAUCCAACGGAAAAUCGCAAUUUUGGAUCGGUUUAAAUGCAAUCAAUUGUACGACAAGUGGUUGUCCCGUAACUGGACCUGUGGAAGAAGAUUUCACAUGGUCAAAUGGAGAAUAUUUGGAUGAGAACAAGAAUUUCACGUAUUGGAGAGAUGGUUUCCCUAGAUUGUUCAAAGAUGAAUCUUGUGUUGCCUACUCGCAAAAUGAUGGCACUUGGGUUAACAUGGUUUGUGAUUACAAAUUGAUGUCAAUUUGUUGGCGAGACGCAAAAGUGCCCGUGUCGACAACGCCGGCGAAAAAGAGA
Mesorhabditis belari is the source of this 594-nucleotide messenger RNA. The record is from the annotation of a GenBank genome assembly. Lineage: Eukaryota; Metazoa; Nematoda; Chromadorea; Rhabditida; Rhabditidae.